Messenger RNA from Jaculus jaculus (lesser Egyptian jerboa), 3898 nucleotides. It is a transcript of the gene Smpd4, whose product is annotated as sphingomyelin phosphodiesterase 4. The record is from RefSeq and is a predicted model, not a curated record. The coding region runs from base 134 to 2884 and encodes 916 amino acids. Gene Ontology annotation, biological process: ceramide biosynthetic process; glycerophospholipid catabolic process; sphingomyelin catabolic process. Lineage: Eukaryota; Metazoa; Chordata; Mammalia; Rodentia; Dipodidae. The transcript has 20 exons. Gene Ontology annotation, molecular function: sphingomyelin phosphodiesterase D activity.
UGGACGCAAGGGCAGGGAUCAGGGAAGGGGCGAUCGUGACAAGCUAUGAUCCUGUGUUCCUCGCAGAUCCGCUCAGUGCUCUAACUGACGGCUUCUGCUUACGGGCACCCGUACUCCUUUGCCAGGAGAAGGCAUGAGAACGGAUGCCCCGACUGCGCAUGCGCUUCCAGCUGUCGCCCUCCACUGUGCGCACGCGCGCGCCGUCCGAGCGCCUUCUAGAGGGUUUUUACCCGACAGGCCAAGGGACCGGACGCCUCCGAGCAGCUUGAUGACGACAUCCUGGCGCCGGGUGUCGGAAUGGCGGCUCCCAUCACUGAAGAGAGCGGUGUUGGCGGCGGUACAGUGGUUUCCUAAAGCAGCUGUUUUUGACUUUCCACGGGAGGCUACUAUGGCAUUCCCUCACCUGCAACAACCUAGCUUCCUCUUGGCUAGCCUGAAAGCUGACUCGAUGAAUAAGCCCUUUGCACAGCGCUGCCAAGACUUGGUGAAAGUCAUUGAGGAUUUUCCUGCCAAGGAGCUACACACUAUCUUCCCAUGGCUAGUAGAAAGCAUUUUCGGCAGUCUAGAUGGUGUCCUGGUUGGCUGGAACCUCCGCUGCCUACAGGGGCGCGUGAAUCCUGUGGAGUACAGCAUUGCAAUGGAAUUUCUAGACCCAGGUGGCCCAAUGAUGAAGUUGGUUUACAAACUGCAAGCUGAAGAUUAUAAAUUUGACUUUCCCGUCUCCUGCCUCCCUGGCCCUGUGAAGGCAUCCAUCCAGGAGCGUGUCCUCCCUGACAGUCCUCUGUACCACAACAAGGUCCAUUUCCCCCCCAGUGGAGGCCUUGGCCUGAACCUGGCUCUGAAUUCAUUCGAGUAUUAUAUCUUCUUCUUUGCUUUGAGCCUCAUCACUCAAAAGCCACUGUCUACAUCCCUUCAUGUCCGUACCUCAGACUGUGCCUAUUUCAUCCUGGUGGACAGGUACCUGUCAUGGUUCCUGCCCACUGAAGGCAGUGUACCCUUGCCACUCUCUUCCAGUCAAGGGGGACCCAGCCCUUCACCGGCUCCCAGGACGCCAGCCAUGCCCUUUGCCUCCUAUGGCCUUCACCACACCAGCCUCCUGAAGCGGCAUGUCUCUCAUCAGACGUCUGUAAAUGCAGACCCUGUCUCCCAUGAGAUCUGGAGAUCUGAAACUCUCCUCCAGGUUUUCGUUGAAAUGUGGCUUCAUCAUUAUUCUUUGGAGAUGUAUCAAAAAAUGCAGUCCCCUCACGCCAAGUUGGAGGUUCUGCACUACCGACUCAGUGUCUCCAGCGCCCUCCACAGCCCUGUUCAACCUGGCCUCCAGGCCCUCCACGCCUACCAAGUACUGGGCAUGGAAUCAUUUAUCCCCACUGAGGAGCAUGUGCUGGUGGUGCGUCUGCUGCUGAAACACCUGCAUGCCUUUGCUAACAGCCUGAAGUCAGAGCAGGCCUUGCCCUCUGCACACUCCCAUGCCACCAGCCCUCUGGAGGAGUUCAAGCGGGCUGCUGUGCCACGGUUUGUCCAGCAGAAGCUCUAUGUCUUCCUGCAGCGCUGUUUUGGCCACUGGCCUCUGGAUGCGUCCUUCAGAGCUGUCCUGGAGAUGUGGCUGAGCUACCUGCAGCCAUGGAGGUAUGCCCUUGAGAAGCAGGCUCAGAACAGCGACUCCCAGCCACGGUGUGUGUCGGAAAAGUGGGCACCCUUCAUCCAGGAAAACCUGUUGAUGUAUACCAAGCUGUUUGUGGGCUUCCUGAACCGCGCACUCCGCACAGACCUGGUCAGCCCUAAGAAUGCACUCAUGGUAUUCCGAGUGGCCAAAGUCUUUGCCCAGCCUAACCUGGCUGAAAUGAUCCAGAAAGGUGAGCAGCUCUUCCUGGAGCCAGAACUCGUCAUUACUCACCGGCAGCACCGCCUCUUCACAGCUCCCACAAUCACUGGUAGUUUCCUGUCACCAUGGCCCCCAGCUGUGACCGAUGCCUCAUUCAAGGUGAAGAGCCACGUCUACAGCCUGGAGGGCCAGGAUUGCAAGUACACCCCCAUGUUUGGGCCUGAGGUCCGGACCCUGGUCUUGCGCCUUGCUCAGCUCAUCACACAGGCCAAGCAGACUGCCAAGUCCAUCUCUGACCAGUGUAUAGAUAGCCCUGCUGGCCGCCCCUUCCUGUCAUGGCUUGGCUUCAGCCCCACAGACUCAAAUAGCUCGUACUCAUCCAAUGACCUGGAUGAGAUGGGCCAGGACAGCAUCCGCAAGACAGAUGAGUACUUGGAGAAAGCCCUGGAGUACCUGCGUCAGAUAUUCCGACUUAGUGAAGCCCAGCUCGCCCAGCUCACACUUGCCCUGGGGGCCGCACAGGACGAGAAUGGGAAGAAGCAGCUUCCAGACUGCAUUGUGGGGGAAGAUGGACUCAUCCUGACGCCCUUGGGCCGCUACCAGAUAAUCAAUGGGCUGCGGAGAUUUGAAAUUGAAUACCAGGGGGAUUUGGAGCUGCAGCCCAUUCGGAGCUAUGAGAUCGCCAGUCUGGUCCGGGUGCUCUUCCGGCUGUCCUCUGCCAUCAACCACAGAUUUGCAGGCCAGAUGGCAGCCCUGUGCUCCCGGGAUGACUUCCUUGGCAGCUUCUGCCGCUACCACCUUACCGCAUCUACGCAAGGCAGUAGGCACCUGCUGAGCCCUGUGGGGCGGAGACAGAUGGCCAGUCCUGCCCGGGGCCCCAGGCUCAGCCUGCGCUUUCUGGGCAGUUACCGGACGCUGCUCUCUCUCCUGCUGGCCUUCUUUGUGGCCUCUCUGUUCUGCAUCGGGCCUCUGGCCUGCUCCCUGCUCCUGGUCCUGUGCUACCUCCUCUACGCUAUGGCCAUGACCCUGCUCACCGAGCGGGGGAAGCUGCACCAGCUCUGAGUGGCUGCCCACGGCCUCCAUGCAGACCCACGGGGUUUACUGCAGUGCCUGCAGGGCACUUCCAAGCCAGUGUAUGUCAUCUUUGGAUUCUUGGCCUUGUUUUUCAACAAAGUGGAGUCAUUUGAGAGAACCUGGAAUGGGAUGGAGAUGGUCCACGUUUGAAUGGUGUCAGAAGUCUCAUGAGGACAAGCAGAGCUAGCUGUGGGUACCUUGCCAUGCAGAGCUCAGGGACUAGUGUGCCCCCCACAGGCUGUAGGCCUGUGCUGUAUGGGUGACCCAAUUUAGUCCUGUCCAUGAUGUGAGUGGAAUAGGCUGUGAUGUCUUCUCUCCCUGUGGAGUAUCAGGAGAGUAGCUCAACAUCUCCUUCAGGAAAAAAUCUGUUUCUAAGAGAUUCCAGAAACAUAACAGCUCUCUUGAUUGACAGUUUUAAAACUCGGUUUUGCCACCACAUUUGGCAAAGCAAGGAUCAGCCUCUUCUCCAAGCUGGUCAGUCCCAGGAAGACUCAGAACAUAGGUGUGGGGCAGGACAGAGCUUUGCCUGUGGCCCCCAAGCUGUCCAGUGAGCACAUUGCUCACCCCAGAGCCCAGGGUGUCAGGCCGGCGUCGCAGAUGAGUGCCGGUGUGUGGCAGCAUGGAGAUGGAGGCAGGCACUCCCAUCUGUUGUUGAUAAGCAAAGAUAGCCAGUGGGACCAUUUCACCCUCAGUUAAACUAAGUGCUCCCGGAUACCUUUGAUAGCGUAUAUGACACUACCUCCACAGACAAAGCUAGGCCACCAUGAGUGGAGUGUCACCUUUGUCAUCCUGCAGAUGACAAACCAGCAACAGCAUCUCCACGGAGAUUUUUAAACCAAGCUUUUGUAUUGGUGUAUAUGAGGUUUUUAUAAAAAUGCUGUUUCAACUUGUAAAUGUUGGACUUUGUAUUUUGUUGUAAUUUCGGAAUACAUCUUGGGACCCAUGACCAAAAGUCAGAUCAAAUUUUCCAACCACGAGUCAGAAUAAAUUAUUCUUGCUUCA